AUGACUACAGUUCCUGAACUUCUUUCAUUUUUAUUAUUAGCUUCAUUUUUAUCAGUGCUAGAUAUAUUAAGUAGUUUAUUAUCAAUUAUGUCAACUACUAAACAAAAACUACCAAAAUUAAAUAAUGCUGUUCCAAAUACAAAUUUACCGAUUGAAGGUUCUUCAAAACCUAAAAGUCCUAAACAACAAGAAAUUAAAGAAAAUGUAACAAAGGGGUUACCUGAUUUAUUAACUCCUAAACAUCUUAAAACUUAUCCUUUAGUUAAUUCUUCAGAGAAUAUUUAUAAAAUGUUACCAUUUUCUGGAUAUUUGUUAUCAAUAUCAAAGUAUAGUUUUACCACUAUUAGAAAUUAUCAACCAAUGAAGUACAUCUUGGAAACUGGUGAUUUAUAUUCAGAUAUGUUAUUAACUAAACUAGAUUCAUUUAUCCCCUCGUUACAAACUGUUGAAAUUACUGAUUUAACUAGUCCUAUUACUUCACCUAUUAAUCACGCUGUUGAGACUGUAAAUACUAAGAUUAAUUUGGUAAAUGAUACUGUAAACAAAAAUGUUAUUAAUCCUACAAAAUCCAAGAUCGAUGAUGUUAAGAAUGAUAUUCAUCAAAGAACUCAUGAUGAAAAUGGUAAGAAUAUCAUAGCUAAAUCUACAAUAGAUCCAAUAAUCACUCCAUUUAAUGAAACUUUAGAACAGUUUGUAUCAAAUCAUUUCCCUGAUAAGAAGGUAGUACCAAGAGAUGAUGAUGACUGUGGACGUUGUGAAUUUUCCAGUGAACUCAAGAGAACAUUCAAUAUAGUAGGUAAUAUAAUUUCCAAAGAAAGUAAAGAAACAGUAGAAGUUAACUUGGUAGAUUUAAAAGGUGAUAAUAUCGCUGAUAAUAAGAAAAAUACUAAAAUAGAAAAAGCUAAACCAGUUAAAGAAAAAGAAGUUAUUGCUAAUAAAUGA
Molecule: messenger RNA, 942 nt
Organism: Lodderomyces jiufengensis
Lineage: Eukaryota; Fungi; Ascomycota; Pichiomycetes; Serinales; Debaryomycetaceae
Exons: 1
Coding region: 1-942 (313 amino acids)
Source: RefSeq, a predicted model, not a curated record